UGCUUGGUCCGCCUCUCCCUUACCGUCAAAACUCGGCUGUUGUCGUCUAGAAGCGUCCAAGUGGAGGAGGAAAAGGAAGGAAAAGGGGGGAGACUGGUCGUACUAGGAAGCAGAAAAAAGUAAACGACAAUUAACUAAUAACACCGUUCGUCAGCGUAAAGUGAAAGUGGGGCGACUCGGCAGCUGUGAAGUCGACAGUGUGGUACAUGGAGAGCUGGUUUUCCACAGUCUGUGCUGUAAACACAUUAGUGUAGUUGUGACAUUGCGCCGUGAGCGACAGAGCAGAGGGAAAAGGUCUCCUCCCAGUCUGUUGACGGAUACAGUUUGGCUCCAGUGAAGGGAGACACGGCUCAGACUUGACUGUACGUUUACCCCGGCCAGUGUUGAUUGCCCAGCAUGUCUUCGAAGGCUCACAGUUCCAACAACAUCGCCCAUGCUCGGCGGACGGUGCAGCAGCUGAGGAUAGAGGCAAGCAUUGAGAGGAUAAAGGUUUCCAAGGCCUCUGCGGACCUUAUGAACUACUGCAGCGAACACGCCAGGAACGAUCCUCUCCUUAUGGGCAUUCCAGCUUCAGACAAUCCCUUCAAGGACAAAAAACCCUGCAAUAUAUUGUAGUGGAUGCCACUUAGCCUUUUAUGUGUUUAUUUUUGCUUAUUAAUGCCGCUGCAUUCUAUUUGUUGGGAGGAUUGAGGGGUGGACUGUGAUCGUAUCAUUACCAUGUGUUCACCUGUUCUGUUAACAAUUCACCAAUUAAUCUGCGAUUUUUCCACAAAAACAGCUUUUUGUAAAGAGCAAAGUAAGUGUUGUGUGUGGCUGCCUGUAUUCACUGCAACUGUUCUCCUCGGCAGUGCCACCAUUCAGUUUGAGUUCUGACCACUAACAAGACUUUGGCUGCAUGAGUUAUGAUGGCAUCAGGUACAUUAUGUUGCUUAAAUAAUCAACUACAAAUAUUGUUUUCUGAAUACUUUAACAGCGCUGGCACUCCUCAGUGAUGGAUUUGAUCCUUCAUCUAAACACAGUUUUAUCUCCAUUGGACAGUGACUGUUAUUAUCUCUCUGUUUUGCCUCAAGUGGAUUCAUACAGCCAAAGUUUCCCUUUCACCCCUUUACAGCAGAUCAGUUUUAAGAUGGAUAUUACCUACACUGUAACAUCUAGUGUUAAAGUAUUCUGCAAGUCACCACAGCCGCAGCAACUCCUACAGGUCCACGACAAUCCAUAUCCCAUUUAAUCCAUCCAUGAUAGUGUUGUCUUAAGUUGAUUUAAUGACUUGUCAUGUUGAAAUAAGAUUCCAAGAUUAUGUUUGCUUAGAUUUAAGCCAACGGGAUAAAGUGAUCCCAAUGCUGUGACGUUUUUGGAAAUGUGUCAUCUGUACAUGUAAGAUACAGACUGAAUGAAGCUAAAAUGCAAAGAUACUUUAUCAGUCAUACUGGGCACUACCUGCACUCUUGAAGUCAACAGUUUAAUAUUAAAGCAGUGCAAAAAGUAUAUUUUUGUUACUGUAGGUGUCAGCUGACAUUGGGUGCGGGGCAACUCUGUGUAACAAAGAUACUUAACAGCCAAACCAAUGAUGCAGCAUUACAAAACAUCUCAAUAUGCGUCUGAAUGGGACCAUUUUAACCAUUCCUUCUGAAAACUUUCCUGUGGUACGCUAUUUAUAGGAUGCUGUCGUCACUGAAGCACGUCAGCCAGCUAAGAGGAGCAAGUGUUACGUAACACUGUGAGCCACGCCCACUUGCUCAUCACAACAACUGUCUUAGUCAAGCGAAUGCGCACAUCGUUGUCUUAAAAGUGUUUUUGGUGUGACGUAGGUACAGGUACAACUGUUAGUGUGCAUUGAUGAUGAAACCAAUCUCCCAAGAUUGCUCUCCAGUUUUUUUUCACUUUAAACUAACAUUUUUGUCGGUGGAGGUUUUCAAUCUUCAGUCUAACAUGUCCUGCAUGUUGUGAUUUGCUGGGGGAACUUAUCUGCUAUGGUAAAUUUAACAAAAACAGAAUAGAUAGUAUAAAUUUAAAUUUCUUACACUCUAAAGCCUUACUUAUGUUUGCCUUGUAUUAUGAAGAACACUUUAGGGAGGACUUUCUGUAGAACAACAACAAACAAAAAAAGACGUUUCUAUCAAAUGUUUUUAUCUGCAGGAUGAAAGUGAUUUGUAACAAUAUUGUGCCAUUGUUUUGUCUACACGUGUCUCUUGUAAAACAUGUUAAAUCGUGUUUGACUUGCCUGGUGCUCCGCUUUUCAGCAGUUUUGGUAUUGUUGCCUUCUCCAAAGGGUACUUACAGGUCUUCAAAUCAGCAAGAUCUAGUGUUAUUAUCCAAUUGUAUUUUUUAUGAUUGUCUCUUAACUGUCAGUUCUUCUUACUUGCAAUAAAUCACUCCUGUAUGCCUCUUAAGGAAAAGCUGAGAUUACCACUGCCAUGUCAUAAUUUCAGUCCAUUCAGCAACUCCGUAACGGCCUUAUUGUACCACUGAUGGAUUAAUUUAACUGUCAAAAACUGCAUUUUGAUAAAUGUCUUUAUUAAUAUACCAACCUUUGUAUGAAGACUUAACUAAGAUUAAUUAAGUGAAGCAUUCCUACAGUACAAUACUGUACUAAUAUCUCAAUAA
Molecule: messenger RNA, 2604 nt
Organism: Scomber scombrus (Atlantic mackerel)
Lineage: Eukaryota; Metazoa; Chordata; Actinopteri; Scombriformes; Scombridae
Gene: gng12a
Product: guanine nucleotide binding protein (G protein), gamma 12a
Exons: 3
Coding region: 397-615 (72 amino acids)
Biological process (GO): G protein-coupled receptor signaling pathway
Cellular component (GO): heterotrimeric G-protein complex
Molecular function (GO): G-protein beta-subunit binding
Source: RefSeq, a predicted model, not a curated record